Molecule: messenger RNA, 1135 nt
Organism: Beta vulgaris subsp. vulgaris (sugar beet)
Lineage: Eukaryota; Viridiplantae; Streptophyta; Magnoliopsida; Caryophyllales; Amaranthaceae
Exons: 9
Coding region: 298-831 (177 amino acids)
Biological process (GO): chromosome segregation
Cellular component (GO): MIS12/MIND type complex
Source: RefSeq, a predicted model, not a curated record
GUGGCUCAUUCUUACUCGACACACUUCAACAAUCCUUUAAUCUCUAGACAGAAAGAUUUAGUCAAUACUCAUAACUUCCUACACUCCUCAAACAAAACUCUUCAAAUUUCGCUCCAAUCUCACUCUGUACUUCAAAAUAUAUUUCAGAGACUCGGACAAUAUUUCUCUUUUCUAUAUUUCAUCCCUCUUAACAACUCUAAAUUUAAACUCAAUAAUUUUAAAUUUUUACAAGGGUUGAUAAAAAGUGUUCGAAGAAAUCAGUGUUUGCUGGACACAGAAUUAGGUUGAGGGAUAUAAAUGGAGAAAGCAGCUGAAACUGUUUUUCAUGGAUCCAAACACUCCAAUUUGAACAAGUCUUUUGGGCAAUGUUUGCGUUUCUUGCUUACCGCAUUUCCUUUUGAGGACUUCUCUAAAGCAUUUCCAAGGUUUACGGGUGCUGAGCAGCAGCGGCUUUACCAGCUAUAUGUUCAGGUCAUUACGUCAUUACAUGAAAAUUUGCAGGAUGAAUUUGAGUCAAUAUGCCAUGAGACACAGGUGGGUACCAUUUUGGACACCGUUGAGCACUUCGUGGAGCAGCAAAGUUUGGACCCCUUAUGCUCACAAAAAACAAAUCUAGCUCAACUUAAGCAUGAUCUGUUGGCUUCAAAGAAGAAUGAAGUUCGGUCAUUGGAGGAAAUUCUGGAUAAGGUUGAAGAUCAGAAACAUAGCAUUAAAGCUCGGAUCAAAGUUCUCAAGAAGAAAAAUGAAGAUCCAUCUGUCACUGCCGAGGCUGCAGAAAAGUUGAGGUGUGCUAUUGCAAACUUCGGAAGCUACAGUGACGAAGUGGUUUAACAUCUGUAGUGGCUUAGAUACAAAGAGAGCUUAUGGAUUAUGUCACUGGCAUGUCGAAUGGUGCCUUAUACGGGACAUAUGUAUUACUUAGUAUGUUAGUAUGAAUCUGUAAUAAAUUAGAAUCUUGCCAGACUAAAUUAAGGGAAGAAGACGAUUUUCAUUCCUAUAAAUAUUACUUGAAAACGUAAAUACAUAUAUCUAGUAUCCUUGUGACUUGACACACUCCCAACCUAACACAAAAUGGAACUUUUAAUAAUUUUCCUUAGUGAUAUGCCAUGUUCAUAUGGCAUGUUUCAGUACUUAA